This is a messenger RNA of Nilaparvata lugens (brown planthopper), 897 nucleotides long. Its product is annotated as histone deacetylase HDAC1-like. The transcript has 3 exons. The record is from RefSeq and is a predicted model, not a curated record. Bases 103 to 546 code for a protein of 147 amino acids. NCBI's taxonomy places the organism in Eukaryota, Metazoa, Arthropoda, Insecta, Hemiptera, Delphacidae.
ACCAUACAGGAGUAAAAUUGAAAGAUGUAGACCAAAAUGUAGCUGGAUCAGAAUACAUAAACGCUAAUUAUAUUAAGAACGCGCCUGUUUGAGAACCUGCGAAUGCUCCCGCACGCACCGGGCGUGCAGGUGCAAGCGAUUCCCGAGGACGCGGUUCGCGACGAAUCUGACGACGAGGACAAAGCGAAUCCGGACGAGCGACUGUCGCAGGCCGCGCAGGACAAACGCAUCGCGCCCGACAACGAGUUUAGCGACUCUGAUGACGAGGCGGCGGCGGGUGGUUCCGCCUCUAGCGCCGGAGCCGGCGGUGGCCGAUGCGACCAGCGCUCGUUCAAGGGCCGCAAACGUCCGAGUCUCGACGCUGCUUCCGCCUCCAAGGCCGCCCCAGGCGCCGCUCAACCCUCCACCGCUGCCGGUUCAUCUGCGUCUUCCGCUGCCGCCUCCGAUGCGGCCGCCGACGUCAAGACCGAGGAUGUCAAGCCUGAAAUCAAAGAAGAGAAGGACGAAAAAGUGAGUGAAGAUUCAAAAGCCAGUAUAGCACCUUGAAGAGAGACGAGAUGGAAAAAAGUCAACUAGUUUUAUAUCUGACUAUUUAUUGGUGUUUUUCAUCUGCCAGUGAUCUCUGUGUGGAAGUGUUUUCAACAAAUUGUUUGAACUACUCAGCAAUUGACUUCUAGAACACUGGAAUCUACCUUCAAACGACUUUCUCUUUCAUUCCUUUUCAGAGAUAACAAAGUCUCAUAAUUUUAAAAGCAUUCUGUUAUUCAGUUUGUUGGAACAAUUGCAUUUGAAACCAAAGUAGAUAAUACUGUUUUGAUAUUGUAGCUAUACGUUAGUGAAUUUUACACUGUUGCUAUCAACAAACUUCCUAUGAAAUGUUGCCAAUUUUCAUCGUUU